Molecule: messenger RNA, 805 nt
Organism: Triticum dicoccoides
Lineage: Eukaryota; Viridiplantae; Streptophyta; Magnoliopsida; Poales; Poaceae
Exons: 4
Coding region: 62-565 (167 amino acids)
Source: RefSeq, a predicted model, not a curated record
UGACAACCUAAAUACAAGUAAGGUAACCUAAUAUCGUAGGUGUUCUCUCACCGAACUUCCAAUGAGAGUCGUGUUCGAAGGCAAGCAAUAUCACUGGAAUUUGAGAGGAAAUAGUUCAAUCUUCGCUUGUCGUAAUUCGUAUGGAGGAGAUGCCGCUUGCGGCCUAUUGGUGUUAACCUUUCUAUACCAAGGGGCAUCAUCUCAGCGCUCCAUGGCCUCACUACUAAAGCGAUUCAGCGAUAUAGCACAAUCGCCAAAAGGGUGCCGCUACAACCCAGAGAGAUCUGGCUCCGGUAUUGUCUCUGCUAUUAUGGAACCAACCGCUGCACGUUUACGCAUGGUCGGGCCUCUCAUCCACACCAACGCGCGUGAGAUCCUAGAGGUUACACUACCGAACCUCAGUUGGAGCAAUAGGAGGCCAUUCCAAGCAGCCAUACUGUCAUGUGGUCUAUGUCGCAGGUGGAUCGGUAGUGGCACCGUCUAUAUGUUCAAAGGUGAGAUGGGAUUUUGUAAACAAGAGUGUUUCUCCGACUAUAUCGUGGAGCAAUUGGAAAAAGAGACAUAGAGGGUGAGACGGUGUGGAAGAGAAAAGGUGCCAACAAUAGAGGACAAGGAGGGCGACCAGAAUUGCAUUUUCUUCACCUGCGCUGGUAGCCUAUGAUGCACCUUUAUGAUGCACCUACAUCUAUGUCUGAGAGAUGUAUGGGCUUAGAAGGACUGGAACCUAUUUUUCACAACUGUAUAACUUUGUGCUUUUGUAAGUAAUAGAACACCUGAUGGUUAGUAAAUAGCAAUACACUUUUGA